AUGUACUGGUGCCUCUGGGAGCACCAGCUACUGUUCUGGUACAGUGCUCUGGAGGGCCCAACCACCUGCCUGCUCUUCUUACUGCUAUUUGAGCUGAUGGGAGCUUUCGUGCACCCGCACAGAGCGUACGAUGCCUGCGCCAUGCUCUGUCGAGCAGCUGGAACGUUGUGGGCAUUUAAUCUCUUCCUGGAACCCUCUGAGUUUUGCAAUAUUUCCCAUGAGAAACUGUACUUGGAGAAGAAUGGAGACAUAGGAGCUGAUCUGAACAUCAUGAGGUCGAUGGUUUAUCAUAAUGAAGUGAAUGUGCAAGUGGGGAGUAUUGAAAGGCAAAGACUUAUCAUCAACCAGGAUUCUCUCUCAUGGCUGAAGCUGAAGAAGUUCCACCCCUUUCUGGAGAAGAAUGAAUUCUGCAAUCUUUCCCUGCUGAAACUGUAUUUGGAUGAAAAUGGAGAUGUAGCUGCAGAUAUGAACAUCAUAAGCUGCUAUCAUUUGGACUAUGGCGUCAUCUACCUGAGCAGCAAAGGAAAGUCCAUGGUGGCUGUGGAGGUCUUCUCCAUCUUAGCCUCUGGUGCUGGGCUGCUAGGCUGCAUUUUCUUCCCCAAGUGUUACAUUAUCAUCUUCAGACCAGAUCUAAACAUUAAGGAACAGUUAAUGAGUCAUUAUGUAGGAGAUAACCAGGCAGAAUCCAAGGGAGGUAUCAAACACAUCUUCAGUCCCUUGGUGGAGCUUCGCUUGUCUCUGUUUGAAUCAGGAAAGCCACCGGAUAAGUCCAUCUUCUUACCUUAUGAUAUGGCAGGAGUAGUACGUUUUAUUUUCAAUAUUCAAACAGUCAAUAAAAAUCACAAGCUCCUGCACAAUCUCACACUUGGCUACAACAUUCAUGAUAACUAUUUGAGUGAAUUAGGCACUUCAGAGGCCUUGCUGGACAUGCUCUCUAUUGGAGAAGCUAAUAUUCCCAACUACAGCUGCGGAAGGAAAGACAACCUUUUGGCUCUUGUUGAUGGGGCUGACAGGGACAUCGACGUCCAGAUAUCAACAUUAGUAGGUCCCUACAAAAUCCUACAGGUUUGUGUCCAGGUUAAUAUGAUUGGGGUGGUAGCGGAUACAGAAAAAUGCACCAAGUGUCCGGAAGAUAAAUAUCCAAAUGAGGACCGAGUACACUGUAUCCCCAAAGUUAUAAUCUUCCUGUCUUAUGAGGAAUAUCUUGGGAUUAUUCUGGUCUCCUUUGUGCUACUUUUCUUCCUAACCACAGGCCUUGUUUUAGUCAUAUUCAUUCAAUGCCGAGAAACACCCAUUGUCAAAGCCAACAACAGGGACCUCUCUUACAUCUUCCUGGUCUCCCUCCUGCUUUGUUUCUUGUCUUCUUUUCUCUUCAUUGGUCAACCAAGAAAAACCACUUGCCUUCUCCGACAGACAGUGUUUAGUAUUAUGUUCUCAGUUUCCAUUUCUUCUCUCUUAGCCAAAACAAUCAUGGUGGUGCUGGCUUUCCUGGCUACGAAACCAGGAAACCGAGUAAAAAGAUGGUUGGGGAAGAGUUUGGCCAACUCCAUCAUCCUUUCUUGUUCUGCUGUCCAAAUUAUCAUCUGCUUCUUCUGGCUAGGAGUCUCUCCCCCAUUCCCUGAUUCUGACUUUCACUCCCAGCCUGGAGUGAGCAUCUUGCAAUGCAAUGAAGGCUCUGUUUUCAUGUUCUACAUCACACUCGGCUACAUGGGCUUCUUGGCUUCCCUUUGCUUCACAGUGGCUUUCCUGGCCAGGAAUCUGCCUGGGGCCUUCAAUGAAGCCAAAUUGAUCACCUUCAGCAUGCUGAUCUUCUGCAGUGUCUGGAUGACCUUUGUACCAACCUACCUGAGCACCAAAGGGAAAUACAUGGUGGCCGUGCAGGUUUUCUCCAUCUUGGCCUCUGGUGCUGGGUUGCUGGGCUGCAUCUUCAUCCCCAAGUGUUACAUUAUCAUUGUGAGGCCAGACCUGAAUAUAAAGGAGCAGCUUACAACCAGAAGAGAUAUGUAA
Molecule: messenger RNA, 2007 nt
Organism: Thamnophis sirtalis
Lineage: Eukaryota; Metazoa; Chordata; Lepidosauria; Squamata; Natricidae
Source: RefSeq, a predicted model, not a curated record